CUGAGAAACAAGCAAGACAAAAAGGACUUUUUCUUAUUUGGACUGUUGGAAUCCGGGAAGACUAUAUCUUUAGGAAUUCUGACAUUUGGAAAGGAAUAUACUACAGUCUUAAUUUUAGGAAAGUUGUCUAAUAAAAUGCUUGGAGAAGGCUUCCUAACUGAAUUCCUUUAUAAAGAACAGAAACACACAAAAUUUUGCAAGCCACUUAAAUAUACUCCAAAUAAUGAAAAGGAUACUUGGAAAAGUAAGCUCUUAAAUACAGGGGAUAAUUCACUUCUCUGUCUUAAGAUGGAAAAUCAAGAAAAAAAUAUAAAAGGAAGUUUAACAGAACAAAAUAGUGAUGUAAUUCAAAUAAACUCUGUGGAUGAGCUACCUGUGGCAAAAGGCAACAUUACAUCUCUUCCAGGAAAGCUAUCAAUUGCAUUGCCUAUUCCAAAGAGAGAACAUGAUGAAAGACAACUGGAUUUAUAUCGAUCCUGGUCAUGCACAAGUAUUUGCCAGAAUUAUCCUGACCUACAAAUUGGAGGCGACCACAUUGGGAACAUGUAUGACUCAGGAUGCUUUGUGGAACACACUCAUGAUGAUGCUCUUAAUGGUCCUCUUUUACUUUCAGUGGAUAUACCAUUGGGUCAAUCACCUAAAGCUGAGUCUCUAAAGGAAACAGUUACCUCAAAGUUAUUGAAUGGGGAUGAUGUUCGAGAGAAGAGUAUGCUAUUGCAUAAGCAGCCCCUCUCCAAUUCUAUGCUCAAUAAUUAUAUGGAAAAAAAAGUAGACGAACUCUACAAACAAUUUUUGGAAGAAAAUCUCACCAGAUGUCAUUCCAUAACCAAUCUUAUGGCUUCCAAUCUACUAAUGAAUAAUGUAAAUCAAAUCAGCUUUCAGAUUUCUCAAGAGCAGAACAUAGAGGCAUCAAAAGUUCGAGAAGUUCUUCUACACUCUUUAGCACUCUGUAAUCGUUGUAAUGUAUCCCAUGGAAAUAGUACUGAAUUAAGUACGCCUAACUUACAGAUAUCAAAUCAGGCAAGUAGUGAACUUGCAACACAUAUAUAGUGGAA
Messenger RNA from Jaculus jaculus (lesser Egyptian jerboa), 1055 nucleotides. Its product is annotated as TLR adapter interacting with SLC15A4 on the lysosome-like. The record is from RefSeq and is a predicted model, not a curated record. The transcript is spliced from 2 exons. Gene Ontology annotation, biological process: regulation of toll-like receptor signaling pathway. The coding region runs from base 136 to 1050 and encodes 304 amino acids. NCBI's taxonomy places the organism in Eukaryota, Metazoa, Chordata, Mammalia, Rodentia, Dipodidae.